UAGGGUUCUGUGAUUUGAAUCGGUGAAGAAGGUGAUAUGGUCUACUGAAUCCGUUUGCUUGGUUCCUGAAUCCGAUGUCGCUGUUCGGAUGAUUCUUUUUUUAAACCUCCUCCGGAUGGGGGUUGUCGAGAGAAGGGAGCGUGUCUUUUGUCUUUGAACAAGAUAAUAAGCCCUCUAAAUCGCUCUUCAAACCGGUUCGACCAGAUGGUUUGUCUUAAAAAGAUUGAUUUUAAUCUUCCAACAAAUUAGGUUUGGUUUGCUGGAACUGUGUAAAUUGAAUUCUAAAGGGUUAUAGUAAUAGUUUUUUCACUUGUUUUCGAUGUACAAAAUUAUAAGAAAGAGAAUAUUUUUUUUCUCAGGACUUGGGGAAAGUGAGCAGAGACAUUAAAUGUAAGAAAAAGACAAAGAGGAAGAAGAAAGAAUGAGAGAGAGAGAGACGAAAAAACAAAAAAGUAAUAAUCUUUUUCUUCUUCUUCCUCUUUUCUCACAGAACAGCACAGCAGUACAGCACAAGUCUCUGUCUCUCCUCCAAGUCCCAUGUAUCGCUUCUUCUGUUUGUUUCCUGAGAAAAUUCCACAAAGUCCCUGCAAUCCAAUCUCUUUAUUCGCCCAAAGAUAAUGGCCCAGCAGAUCUCAGACGCACUUCUAACAUUAAAGAUAAAAAGAUACAUAUAGAGAGAUCCCUGUUCUUUUGGGGUGUAUCCCACUUUCUCCUUUUUUGCAUUUUCCCGAGAAAAUAAAAAGACAUCUUUUUUUGUUUCUUUCUUUCUUCCCUCUGUUUUCUCAGCAUCUUCCUCAACUAAAGAAAGAAGAUUUGAGCUGAAACUCUCAGAAAAACCUUUCUUUUGUUCUUGUUUUUUUUCUUCUAAAGGUAGAUCCUUUCUCUCUUCUUGUGUCUUGUCACUUUACUGAUUAUAUAAGGUUUCUGGGUUUCUUCUUCUGCAGAUAUCUAACUCAAAAGUUUCAUCUUUUGCUUCCUUCUUACUUAGCGAUCUUGCUCUAGACUGUGAAGUGAAUGAAAAAAAAUGCAGCAGAACAGCUUUUUCCCGGGGUGCAAUUUCUCAAACCGUGACAAUACGGAUGCGAGAACUGGCCGGAGUUUGUGUCCUGUACAGGACACUGAUACGGUCUUAACCAAUAAUAGUUACGGCGUGAACCUGAAUGUUGAUGGUACACUCUCUUUGUUGUAUGGUGAUCUUUAUCUUAGCCAAGUGAAAGAAGCGUUGAGACACACCAUGCUUGUACAUGAAUCUGUCUUUGGAAGUCAGAUCUAUGAGCUUCAUCGUCUGUACCGAAGGCAGAAGGAAUUGAUGAUGGAAAUGGAGGGAACUCGACAACAAAACGCUAUGUACUUAAAUCCUGUUUUCCCUAUCCCUAGAAUACACUGGAUGAGUUCGAGCAUCUCUGCUUAUCAAACUAGGGGUUUGCCUCAUGAAGAAGACAUUCCUUACCAAAUGGAAGCUGAGCUUCUUGUAGAUAACAAGGUUGAGAAGUUUGAGAAGAAGGUCUUGGAUAUGGAAUUACCAGUUUUCGAGUAUAAUGAUAUGCAUGGAGGAGUCCAUGAAGCUCCAAACUUUUUGAAAGAGCAAUCUCUGAGAAUGAUGUCUUUGGAUUCGGGUAAUCAGUUGAGUAAGCUACAACUUGAUCUGAAUGAACCGGCCAAGAUCGAGGAACAUUCAGAUAAUGUGUUCAGUCAGUUCUUGAGUCCAGUUACAUCAGAUAGGAUUAGAGAAGAGUCUGAUGAUACAAAGAAUGAGAGAGAAAGUUCAUUAAAAGGUUUCAACGGGAUGAAUGAAGCGCAAGAAUCUGUUAAAUGUCGAGAAGAGUACGGAAUUGACUUGAAUAUGUCUCCCCUUUCUUCCGAAGAUGAAGUAACAACUAUUGUUAAGAAGUUUGAAACCGAGAAACCUCAGGAGUCUUCUUCGGUUACGGUUCAUGGGAAACACAGUUCAAAUCAGCCGCGAGUGAAUGUUCAAGCUCUACCAUGUUCAACUAGCACUUUACUUUUGGACAGGCGAUUUAAGUCAUUCUUGAGAGGCUCAAGGUCAAAGAAGAAGGUAAAACUUUGUCCAAGCAACAAAACUUUCCAAGGCUCAAAGCAUGACCCGCACUUGAGUGCUCAAGCCAGCUCAGAGUCUCAAAGCAAUCAAACGAGCAUGGAGAAAGGGAGUUCAAGUUCUUUGUCUGAGGCAAAAUAUGCAGAAAAGGGGACCAAUCUAGGGAAGAAAAGGCGUUGUAAACCACAGAUGAAGUCCAGUAAGGGUCAAAAAGUAGUAGCGAGAAAGAGUGGAAGAAUGAAACGGAAGAAGAGCAGAAAGAUAUCUCUUGUUACGGAAGGAAAUUAUCAAGAAGUGUCUGCAGCUGAGGCUAUAGUACAUAUGUCUAGAAAGUCCGCCACUGAUUAUAUUACUUCCUUAAGUAAAAAUCUUCUUUGGUUCGCCGAGAUUUCUUCUUCGGUUGCAAAGAUGCAAAGAGAGAAGAAGCUAGAGGAGCACGAGACAGGUAUGAGAUGGAAGCAGAGGAGAAGCCGGGCCAGGCAGGGAAAGCGGAAAUGCAAAGAUGACCAGGACGAUGAUAACGCGAGUAUAGGCACAUUUUCAGAAUGUGAAGCCAAUGAGGAUCUGCAGGUACUAGGAAAGCUAAUUGAAGCAUCUGAACUAAAGUGGAAUUGCAGGUUCCUCAAGAACAAGCGCAAAAGCUCUCCUCCUAAACCAAUAGAUGCUUUCACUUUUUGGGGGGAAGAAAAAACAGGUGUUUAUUGGGGAGCCUUGAAAAAGCGAAGACGAAGCUCUAGAAUUCCUGCUGCUGAUUUUACUCACAUGAUCAUCAACCAAGUAGUAUAGCCAAACUAAAGAAGUAAUUACAUCCCUUGCCAUAGUUUGCUUCAUGUUUUUCUUUUGGAGAAUUAAGAGUCUUACUCUUACUGAUGAUGCUUUUUGUAACAAGUCUUGUUCUAAAGAUGAAGACUACAUAGGAGAAACUAAACUUCUAGAAUAUCAGUUCCUCUAAUGCCAAUGACUGUGUUUUUUUA
Molecule: messenger RNA, 3030 nt
Organism: Camelina sativa (false flax)
Lineage: Eukaryota; Viridiplantae; Streptophyta; Magnoliopsida; Brassicales; Brassicaceae
Source: RefSeq, a predicted model, not a curated record